Molecule: messenger RNA, 1104 nt
Organism: Pipistrellus nathusii (Nathusius's pipistrelle)
Lineage: Eukaryota; Metazoa; Chordata; Mammalia; Chiroptera; Vespertilionidae
Source: the annotation of a GenBank genome assembly
AUGAGGGCCCUGUGGCUGUGCUGGGCGCUGGGGGCGCUGGGCCUGGCCGGGCGCGGGGCGGCCGUGACCGAGGAGCAGGUCCUGGGCAGCCUGCUGCGGCAGCUGCAGCUGAGCGAGCCGCCCGCGCUGGGCCAGCAGGACGCGGGGCGGCCGGUGCCCCCUGCCCACGUGCGGGCCCAGUACGUGGCCCUGCUGCAGCGCGGCCACGGCGUGCCCUCCCGGGGGAAGCGGUUCAGCCAGAACUUCCGAGAGGUGGCCGGCCGGUUCCUGGUGUCCGAGGCCUCCACGCACCUGCUGGUGUUCGGCAUGGAGCGGCGGCUGCCCCCCAACAGCGAGCUGGUGCAGGCGGAGCUGCGCCUCCUGCAGGAGCCGGUGCCCCCGGCCGCCCUCCGCCAGCACCAGCGCCUGGCCCCGCGCAGCGACCUGGCCCGCGUCUCCAUCGAGUGGCUGCAGGUGCGGGCCGACGGCUCCAACCGCACCGCCCUCGUGGACUCCAGGCUGGUGUCCGUCCACGAGAGCGGCUGGAAGGCCUUCGACGUGACGGAGGCCGUGAGCUUCUGGCAGCAGCUGAGCCGGCCCCGGGAGCCGCUGCUGCUGCGGGUGUCGGUGCAGCGGGAGCACCUGGGGCCGCUGGCCUCCAGCGCCCACAGGCUGGUGCGCUUCGCCGCCCGGGGGCCGGCGGAGGGCGCGCAGGGCGAGCCCCAGCUGGAGCUGCACACGCUGGACCUCGGCCACUUCGGAGCUCAGGGCAACUGUGACCCCGAGGCACCCGUGACUGAGGGCACCCGCUGCUGCCGCCGGGAGACAUACAUCGACCUGCAGGGGAUGACGUGGGCGCAGAACUGGGUGCUGGAGCCCCCGGGCUUCCUGGCCUACGAGUGCGUGGGCACCUGCCCGCAGCCCCCGGCCGCCCUGGCCGCCCGGUGGCCCUUCCUGGGGCCGCGGCAGUGCGUCGCCUCGGAGACCGUCCCGCUGCCCAUGAUCGUGAGCGUCCAGGAGGGCGGCCGGGCCCGCGCCCGGGUGGUCAGCCUGCCCGACAUGCGGGUGCAGACGUGCAGCUGCGCCUUGGACGGGGCGCCCGUGCCCCGGAGGCUGGAGCCGUAG